GGAUCGCUGGACUGCGAGGCCUGUUUAUUAUCCAGAUAAGAGCAUGGACAAUUACGGCACGCUGAGCACUUUCCAGAACGCCAAGGACAAAUGGAAUACCCCAUCGCACCAGAUCGUGGUCAUCCAGAACAUACGAAAGUUGUGGCACGAAUCGAACUGUCCUGAAGCUAAAGGCGGCUCAGCGACAGAAGUGAAAAAUGCAGAUUAUAGAAAGUUUGCAGGAGAGGCUCUUCGUUUGACCGGGAUUCGUAAUUUGGUUGACAUGUCUCUUACUACUCAAUGGAGCGGCCAAUGGUCUGACGCCCUCGGGCCCUACAUGUUGUUGGCAAGGGCGACAGAUGACGUUAAACUUUUCGAAAAGGUGAAACAAGUGUACGCCGCUUGGGAAGCUGGACAAUUGUCGGGGAGAGAUGCUGUGAAGCCUGCUACCAAACAAGGUGAAUCAGGGAAGGCAUCGAAGGCUGGACCUGGAUUUGAGUUGAAAGGUGGAGUUAGGUAUCCGGUUCAGGGUACCAAAGGACCAGGUUACCUCGUGGCUAUGCACGAUCCGGAUAUCAGAGCGUGGAAGCCCUUUUCAGCUCUUGGGAGGUGUGAGCGGCUUCAACUGUUGCGAGACAUUCUCACAGACAAUGUAAUACUGACUCCUAAGCAAAGUGGAGCUGCUCAAUGUGCCGGGAAAUAUUCAACGGAGACAUACGCGGAAAUGGUGAAGAUUGAAAGAGCAAUGUUGAGGAUGUUUCACUACUUCGUCUUCAUUUCUGACCCUCAAAGGAAGUCGUCAGAGUGGACGGAACGAUUUUUCAACAACCUUUCCGAUUUGUUUGAUAAGUACUGUGAUGAAGGAUUGAGGUCUGAGAGGUGGAUCGACCAGCGUCGCCAUUUCAAAGACAUAAAUUGGGUGCGAACGUUCCCGGCUACAGUUGGAGGAGAAGAGGAAAAAGGAGAAGCGGGCUUCAAGAAAACAGCAUCACUUGCUGCGAAGUGCCCCGAAGAGUUAGUGCAGUUUGUCAACAAGCUGCUGCGCAGAUCAGAAACCAGGGGUUCGGAAACCAUAAGAAUGUCGGGCACGAGGAAAUAUAUACAUUUCAAUAAACAGAACGUGAACUUUGUUUUCAUCCCAUUCCAAUGGGAACCAAGUGAUAUUUCAGACGAGAUGGAUUCCAAGGAAAUAUAUAGAGUCGUCAAACAUCUGAGUUGCCACACGGCCGUGCUGGAUUUGUGUCACCCAACCCAGAUAGGGGUGUGGACUGAAGAAGUCUUUGAUGGUCUAUGGAAGUUCAUGGGAAAACUGGCAGGUGAUUAUUGGACAUUAUUGUACUUCGUUCCGCGGUCGUGCGAGUAUACAUUUUUCAAGCAAGUUACAAGUUGGGACAUUGACAUUCAUUUGUCCAUUCUAAAGUGGACUCGUCAGCAACAAACGAAGGCGAAGCAUUCAUAUAAGGUUGCGAACUUGCCUUUGGAGGACACAAACAAAAUGGUUGUCAUCAUGUACUCCAACGAUGGGGAUCAUCACCGCAACACUAUUCCCUUGCUUGAAGACAUUCCAGCAAACACUCCAGCUGCGAAUCGAUCAUCUGGCGAGCAGGCGGGGGACUUAUCAGCACUUGUGCACAAAGAGAGAAGGCCAAAGAUGUUGAUUGAUGUCGUGGAGAAGAACUUCACGCCCACGAAGUUGAAAAUGGCAGGUAUGGGGCCAAAAGAGAAAUUUGUGUACGAAGGUAUGGAAAGGGAGCCAAAUGCGAUGGUGGAGACAUUCGAGCAUUUUUGUCCUGCGGAUGAGGUGGUUGUUUUCCUGGGAAAAGGUCAUGCGGCGUUGAUUUGGGAGUUGUUAAAGAGUUACCGUCAUUGCAUUGUUCUGGAAGGGGAGGGUAUGAAGUUCGAGUUUCUCGUUCAAUUCGUCAACAGGAUGGUCAAGAGUGGAGGUUACUUCGCCAAAUUUGUUAAGCCGCCUCCUCAACAUGAUGAAAAGCGUGAUCUCGUCUACAAAGUCGGGCAAAACAUCGUCAACAUUUGGGAGUUCAUUUUCGAGACUAAGUCACAAAACAGAGGGGGACGUGCAUAUGUCACCAGAAGGCGAAAAAUGGAAUCACUUCUGAGGGGAUAUCAUAAGGCACCGGCGGAGACGGAAGUUGCAUUUCUAGACCGUUUGGAGAUGAUGUACUUCGACGAACACAUCGGGGCAUUUACAAUCGCAGCUUAUGCAACUUGUUUUGGGGAAGGCUUCGAUGCUGAGGACUCUGAGGAAGAAAGUGACGAUGGUCCUUUGCAAGCGGCUUUGGCAGAUGAGAGGCAAAAAGCUUGCAGCUCGGUUUCGCAAAAGAUGGGUGCGUCGGGCACAUCGUGCGGUUCUGGGGGGGCUUCAAGUAUUGCAGUUUCAACGGACCAGUUUCAACGGACCAGUUUCAACGGACCAGUUUCAACGGACCAGUUACAUGGCGGGCAACACAACAACGCUAUCUUCCGGCGCAGUUCAGGAUGAUCCGAGGGUGCAGGCAAUGCUCUCCCCAGA
Molecule: messenger RNA, 2509 nt
Organism: Chara braunii
Lineage: Eukaryota; Viridiplantae; Streptophyta; Charophyceae; Charales; Characeae
Source: the annotation of a GenBank genome assembly